AGAGUCACAUUAGGUUUUGGGAGCUUCUGCCCAGAGCCGAGGCCGAGACACUGAGCUCUGGAGGUUCCAGGCCACGCUGUGCAGGAAAGGAAUGAAGCCAGGAGCACCUCAAAGUCCAGUUUGGUUGUGACUGACUGGCAGAUGAGCGCAGAGCUGGCAGCAAUGGGGCCUGGAGCUUCGGGAAAUGGGGUCAGCACUAUGACAGUUCCACGCUCAGCGCCGGGUCCCGGAGUCAGCCUGCACGCCUACGAUAUCGCCAUCCUAGUCGUCUACUUUGUCUUCGUCAUCGGAGUAGGGGUCUGGUCAUCCAUUCGUGCGAGCCGAGGGACCAUCGGCGGCUACUUCCUGGCGGGGAGGUCCAUGAGCUGGUGGCCGAUCGGAGCAUCUCUGAUGUCCAGCAAUGUGGGCAGCGGCUUGUUCAUCGGCCUGGCUGGGACGGGGGCUGCUGGAGGUCUUGCUGUGGGUGGCUUUGAGUGGAAUGCAACCUGGCUGCUUCUGGCCCUUGGCUGGAUCUUCGUCCCCGUGUACAUUGCAGCCGGUGUGGUCACAAUGCCACAGUACCUGAAGAAGCGAUUCGGGGGCCAGAGGAUCCAGGUGUACAUGUCUGUCCUUUCUCUCAUCCUCUACAUCUUCACCAAGAUUUCAACUGACAUCUUCUCUGGAGCCCUGUUCAUCCAGAUGGCCUUGGGCUGGAACCUUUACCUCUCCACGGUGACCCUGCUGGUGGUGACGGCCGUCUACACCAUCACAGGGGGCCUCACGGCCGUGAUCUACACAGACACUCUGCAGACGGUGAUCAUGGUCGGGGGAGCCCUGGUCCUCAUGUUUCUGGGUUUUCAGGAGGUGGGCUGGUACCCGGGCCUGGAGGAGCGGUACAGCCAGGCCCUCCCUAACGUCACAGUCCCCAACACCAGCUGUCACCUCCCCCGGCCCGACGCCUUCCACAUGCUCCGGGACCCUGUGAGCGGGGACCUGCCCUGGCCAGGCCUCAUCUUCGGGCUCACGGUGCUGGCCACCUGGUGCUGGUGCACUGACCAGGUCAUUGUGCAGAGGUCUCUCUCCGCCAAGAGUCUGUCCCAUGCCAAGGGGGGCUCCGUGCUGGGGGGCUACCUGAAGAUCCUACCCAUGUUCUUCAUCGUCAUGCCCGGCAUGAUCAGCCGGGCCCUGUACCCAGAUGAGGUGGGCUGUGUGGACCCCGACGUCUGCCAAGCGAUCUGCGGGGCCCGUGUGGGGUGUUCUAACAUUGCCUACCCCAAGCUGGUCAUGGCUCUCAUGCCCGUGGGUCUGCGGGGCCUGAUGAUCGCGGUGAUCAUGGCCGCCCUCAUGAGCUCACUCACCUCCAUCUUCAACAGCAGCAGCACCCUGUUCGCCAUUGACGUGUGGCAGCGCUUCCGCAGGAACGCAACAGAACAGGAGCUGAUGGUGGUGGGCAGAGUGUUUGUGGUGGUCCUGGUCGUCGUCAGCAUCCUCUGGAUCCCCAUCAUCCAAAGCUCCAACAGCGGGCAGCUCUUUGACUACAUCCAGUCUGUCACCAGCUACCUGGCCCCGCCCAUCACUGCCCUCUUCCUGCUGGCCAUCUUCUGCAAGAGGGUCACAGAGCCUGGAGCCUUCUGGGGCCUCCUGUUUGGCCUGGUGGUGGGGCUUCUACGCAUGAUCCUGGAGUUCUGCUACUCAGCCCCAGCCUGCGGGGAGGAGGACCGCAGGCCGGCCGUGCUCAAGGAUUUCCACUACCUCUACUUUGCACUCCUCCUCUGUGGGCUCACGGCCAUCGUCAUCGUCGCUGUCAGCCUCUGCACAGCUCCCAUCCCCGAGGAAAAGCUGGCUCGCCUGACCUGGUGGACGCGGCACUGCCCCUGCUCUGAGCUGGAGAAGGAGCCCCCUGAGAGCACAGUGGGAACAGCACAGAUGGCCUCUGGGGAGGGCCCCACAGGGGCCGGAGGAGCAGAAGACCCCAGCCCGGAGCAGCCUGGAGCCCCACGCAGGUCCUGGGGACAGUGGCUCUGGCGCUGGCUCUGCGGGAUCUCAGGAGCCCCGGAGCAAGCGCUGAGCCCCGCCGAGAAGGCCGCCCUGGAGCAGAAACUGACCAGCAUCGCGGAGGAGCCGCUCUGGAGGAGCGUCUGCAACAUAAACGCUGUGCUGCUGCUGGCCGUCAAUGUCUUCCUCUGGGGCUACUUCGCCUGACUCCGCAGGCCUGGCUUCGGCCUUGGGAGGUUCAGCACCGCCAGGCCUGGCCGGCUGCAGACAGGCUUUUCCUCCCGCCUCGCUGUCCACACGGAACCCUCAGAGGUUGAGACUGCAGGAGGCUGUGAUGAGUACCUGGCCAGGCCGCGCACUGAGAGGAACCAGGAGGCCCAGAGAGGGCACUUGGUCUGCUCAGGACACACAGCAGGACUUGCACUGGGUCUCGGGCUCCAGCUCUCUCCACUACAGAACCUUUCACUCCUACCUCAAAAACAGUUUUCCCUCCUCUGGUGAGUCUGUUCAGGAGCUUUUACUCUACAUGUGUCAUGAGGUCAAAAAAGUGGAAGAUAAAGAGUGGCAAGAAAGCUGCAAAAAUCCUCGGUGUCUUUGCUCACCCUUAUCCUUUCCUUGUGCACUGUCUCCCCGCUUUACUCUCUGGCUCCCAAUCCCCGCUCGUCUAUUUCCAGCCGGAACCUCCCCAGGAGGGCCUCAUACUCUCAUUGGCAGCUCUGCUGUGGUGGCUGUCAGACUGGAAGGAGUGAGGGACCAGGUGGAGGGUAAGCAAGGUAGCAGCUGGCAUUGGGGCAGGGAGCUCUUCUUAGUACACUCAGAUCUCCCGGCUUCCUACUCUCACAGCCAAACAUGCACCAAGUCUCCAGCCCUUGAGGGACCUGGAGGCCAGCUGGAGAAACAGGGCUUGUUGGAGAAAAGAGAGAUGAAGACGGGCUGCUUGGUGCUAUGAGUAAGCCUGGCAGAGGGGCAGCGAAGACCACCCAGGAGGCCCUGCAGCUGUGCCUUUGCCCUCUCCCAGGCAUCCAUCUAGCCUGGAAAACACCACGACCUUGCCUGGGUGCCCCUCCUCCAGGAAGCUGCCGGAUGCCCACAACUAGAUCAAAGUCCCAUUCCUGCUUCCACACCCUCUGGACCUGCUUCUGUGACAGUGCUGAUCAGUACUGUGAGAUUUGCCUCCCAGAACAGACAGUACUCCAAGGGGCAGGGACCAAGUGACUUUGCACCCAGAAAGUAACAGGCGUUGCAUUAGUAACAGUAAAUGUUGGGUGGUAAUUCUACAAAGUCCUGGCUGGGUAGGGAGCUGGGGGUGGGGAAGAAUCUACUUCAGCUGGAGUUUACACUGAGUCUCAGCUGUCUAGCAUGAAACCACGGGCCUGUUCCAUUGCCAGAGACACCCACGAGAAUGUCCCUUCCUUCUUUUGUCUUCUGUCUAGGCUGUCCCGACUCUCAUGGGAUCCAUUUUAAUGCUGACUUCGAUCAUCACUUUAUGUUAAUCACUCAUCAUAGUUGAAUACAAAUACAAUUCUUGUUUUCAGGGCUUCAAUACAUCUGUGCAUAUGAAUAACUCUUGUAGCGGCUGCCUCUCCAUUUCUGUGCCCAUCAGCCUUUUCCCGCUCUGUGUCACCUUCCAUGUCUAUGCUAUCCUUACUGUUCAUCAGGACCCUUUCUGGGCACUCAGCUGUUUCCCCCAAUUUCCCUCAAACCAUCUACAUAAGGCAUUUAUGUGCAACCGAUUAUACUGAAGGUUUGGGGAGGGGAAGAGCUGUAAGCUGCAAAAGCACAAUUUAAAAUUAAAUAUUGAAUAUCUCUGUUUCUCAGAGCUCUUCAGCCUGCUCUGAGAACUUCCCACGGGUCUCGCCAAGUGCAGCCUCCUGCUACUCGCUGUGGUCCCCAGCUCCCUCUCCCAGCAGCUUCUCUCAUGUAUCCCUCUCCUCUUUUCUCUUUCAAGGACCUCUUCCACAGCUCCCCCUGCCUUUGGUAUACUGAGUCUCAUCUGAACUCCAGAUCUAUGUG
Messenger RNA from Capra hircus (goat), 3987 nucleotides. It is a transcript of the gene SLC5A9, whose product is annotated as solute carrier family 5 member 9. The coding region runs from base 142 to 2181 and encodes 679 amino acids. Gene Ontology annotation, cellular component: plasma membrane. Gene Ontology annotation, molecular function: D-glucose:sodium symporter activity. The record is from RefSeq and is a predicted model, not a curated record. The transcript has 15 exons. Gene Ontology annotation, biological process: transmembrane transport. Lineage: Eukaryota; Metazoa; Chordata; Mammalia; Artiodactyla; Bovidae.